Molecule: messenger RNA, 2074 nt
Organism: Girardinichthys multiradiatus
Lineage: Eukaryota; Metazoa; Chordata; Actinopteri; Cyprinodontiformes; Goodeidae
Gene: asb3
Product: ankyrin repeat and SOCS box containing 3
Exons: 10
Coding region: 130-1815 (561 amino acids)
Biological process (GO): intracellular signal transduction; positive regulation of transcription by RNA polymerase II
Cellular component (GO): nucleus
Molecular function (GO): protein binding; transcription cis-regulatory region binding
Source: RefSeq, a predicted model, not a curated record
AAUAAACCAAUCUGUGAAUUUCCGAUCUGCUUCAUCGGAAGCGUGUUAACGUAACACCAUGCGACGGACAGCAACCGUGUGACGCCAUCAAACAUCGACUGGCUCUAGGACGUAUUCAUUUUGCAGGGGAUGGACUUCACAGAAUGCUAUGAAGACACAGUGUCCACUGUUGCUGCAGCAGCUCGCUCAGGCUGCAGGAAGCGGCUAAGGAGUCUGAUCCAGAGAGGCUGCAGUAUGGACUGUCGGGAUAACCGCGGCUGGAACGCUCUGCAUGAGGCGGCAGCUGCCGGCAGUAAAGAGUGUGUGCAGGAAAUAUUGUCUGCAGGAAGCGCGAGCUCCUCCAGAUGUCGUCAUGAUUAUGUGAACUCUUUGACUCAUGAGGGGGAAUCAGCAUGUUACCUGGCAGCACAGCGAGGACACCUGGUGGUGGUCCGUCUCCUCCUGAAAGCACACGCUGACCUCAACCAGCUGACCAAUGAUCUCUCCUGUCCUUUAUAUGCAGGUGUGGAUAACGGGCACACAGAGGUUGUGAAGCUUUUGGUUAGGAAAGGUGCAGAGGUCAACAGGAUACACACAGCAUCGUGCUGGACCUGCCUACAUCAAGCUGUUUACAAGGGUCACAGCGACAUUGUGCGUAUUCUUGUUAAUGUUUGCAACCUGGAGGCACAGGAUGACCACAAGAUUUCCCCACUGUUUGUGGCCGCACAGUACGGACAGAGGGAAUGCCUGGAGCUCCUUAUUAAUGCUGGAGCCAAUGUGAACACACAGGCAGAUGAUCUGGCAACGCCACUGCUGAUUGCCUCCCAGGAAGGCCACCAGGCUUGUGUGGAUCUCCUGUUGGAUCACGGCGCCGAUCCGAACAUGGCCUGCAGCAACGACUGGCCUCAGUUUCCCAUUCAUGCCGCUGCUGAGUUUGGACAUGUCAGUAUUCUGCGCAGGCUGAUAGAGGUCACUGACCGGACAUGUGACCGCGGCGAAGGCAUGGUCAGUCCGCUGUAUGUGGCCAUCCACAGUGACCAGACCAGCAGCGUUGAGCUGCUGUUAAACGAAGGUUACAGCCCAGACGCUCAGGACUAUGCAGACCCUCUGGGUUUCCCUUCUCCGCUCUCUAUGGCGUUAUAUCAUAUGUCCACCAAACCAUGCAGUGAGUCAAUAAAGCUGCUGCUUGCUGCGGGAGCAACUUUAAAUGCAGAGGAAUGGACUCACGCACUGGCCACUGACAGAACGGACCUGCUGGAACUGAUCCUGGACUACAGGUGGAUCCCUCGGCCAGAGGCUUUUACCAAGAACGUUUCAGCACCACACGAUCAUGGGAAGAUGGUGUUCAAGCUACAGGAGAUGAGGGAACUGAUCUGUGUAGCACUGGGCCAACUGGACUUUGCUUCCUGUUGGCUUUCUGUACUUCUAAAGAAAGGACUUGAACCAUCUUUGCUGCUGCACCCCCACAUGCUGGAGAAGGCAGACAGUGAUGUGCUGAACUAUCUGCUUGAGUUUGUAAACUGGUCGACUCUUUCUCCUUCUCUGAAGACUAUUUUGGACCAGAGGCGGGCAGAGAAGACCUGGGAGCCACACACUCAUUUUGAGUCAGUUCCGUGUCUUUCCCACCUCAGCCGGCUGAAGGUUCGGGAAGUACUGGGGCCGGAUCAGCUGAUGAGGACCAAUAUAGUCCAGCAGCUUCCUGUUCCCUCUCUACUUCAGGAUUUUCUUAAAUUCAGGGACAUCCAAGAACUUUUCUACACGCACCCCCCAGCAUCACCUGUUAUAAAUCGCAUUGAAAUAUUCCGCAGCACACAUGAACACAGACAUGUUCUGUAAAUGUGAUUUAGUCCUUCUCAUUUUGUCUCUCUCUUGCUAAUUCAAAGGUGUUAAGAUCUAUAUUUCACAUUGAGUUUAUUGUCAAACCCCUCAAAUCUAAAACCUUACGUUUACAAUGUCCUGUCUUAUGGAAACAUUUCAUAUAAAUUCCUUAUGUUAUUGAUUCAGGAUUUUUGGCUUUUUAGAAAGUAGUAAAGAAAAACAAAUCUCUACAGUACUAUUUUGUCUGCUUUGGGAUUAAAGGAUUGUGGAAUUGGAA